This is a messenger RNA of Microplitis mediator, 4143 nucleotides long. It is a transcript of the gene drosha, whose product is annotated as ribonuclease 3. Gene Ontology annotation, cellular component: nucleus. Gene Ontology annotation, biological process: rRNA processing; pre-miRNA processing; regulation of gene expression. NCBI's taxonomy places the organism in Eukaryota, Metazoa, Arthropoda, Insecta, Hymenoptera, Braconidae. Gene Ontology annotation, molecular function: ribonuclease III activity; double-stranded RNA binding. Bases 182 to 4114 code for a protein of 1310 amino acids. The transcript is spliced from 2 exons. The record is from RefSeq and is a predicted model, not a curated record.
UAGUGGGGGAAAUUUCCAAGAUAAUCCCCUUGGCACAAGUUUAUUAUUAUUGUUGUGACAUAACCUCUUGUAUUAUUUAUCUCCGAAGUAACAAUAAAUAACCUUCUUUAUUUAUAUAUUUAUUUAAAUCAUAAAUUAUCUGACACCAAUUUUCCGAUCAAAUGCUGAACAUAAUUUAAAAAUGGAUAAUUUACCAACAACUUCCGGAGAUCAGUCAUGGAACAUCCAACCAGAUAUGAGUUAUUAUUCAGUACCACCACCUCCAAUAGCAGUGCCUCCAAAAAAUUUUAUCUACCCCCCGCCUUCAUUCAAUGUCCCGCCGCCUCCGAUAGUCAAUCCGCCAGUAAAUAAUCCGCCUCCAGUGAUCAAUAAUUCUUAUCCCAACACUCAGUAUGUCAGCCAACAAUAUUACCCAGUAGACGCAACAAAUAAUUACUCAUAUCCAUAUCAAAAUUAUCCCCAGACUUCAAAUCAAAAUUAUUCCCAGACUCCAAAUCAAAAUUAUUCCCAGACUCCAAAUCAAAAUUAUCCCCAGACCUCAAAUCAAAGCUAUUAUACUGCCGAAGCUAGUGAGAGUACGCAGUGGACAAAUAAUGCGUACGAAUCUCCAAACAAUCAGUGGCAGCAGCAGCAGCCAGUGGGAACAGACACCAGUAAUUGGAAUGCCAACAACUGGAAGACAAAUCAUCCAGCUAAGAAAGAUUGGGCUGGUUACAAUGAACCCAGGAAAAAGAAUUAUCAACCUAGAGACAGGAAGACUGACUUGCAAAUGGAAAAAAAAUCUUCACGUUGGAGUUCGUCGGAACGAUCAGAGCGUUCCCAUUCGCCGUCUUACAGAGCUCAGAGAUCGCACAGUAAAGAAUAUCGUGAUCACCACAAUGAUUAUUCUUCUAAAGAUAAAUACUGUGGGGAAGAUAGCGAACGUAAGUCUCGUAGAGAUUACACUAGCCGAGACAGAGUCAGCAGAGACAAAUAUUACCCGAAGUCUAGUAGAAGAAGAUCACGGUCCCAGGAGUCGCAUUCUUCUCACAGUUCAAAGGCCGUCAGGCAGAAAAAAGAAAUGACCGAACGUGAAUUACUUCUUGAAAAGUAUCGACGGAAUUACUGCGCCACAAGUCAUGACAUUGAACGUAAAAUAGACGAACUGGGACCUGAUGGUAUUUUAGAAUGUGAUAAAAAAAUUUGGACACGUGCGGCUCCAGCUGAUUUGUAUUACACGCGGGAUGAAAAAAAUUCAAAGAUUAUGAAAGCAACGUCUAAAUUAAAAGAACUUAUUGGUAAUUUCAAACGGUUACUUUUAGAUCGAGCUGCUGUAGCAAGAGCUAAUUACCCGCCGUAUGAACCGCCGCCCAGGAAGACCAAGGCGCGAUUAUGUAGGCACAAAUCUGAAGCCUGCAGUUCGUCAUCUUCAGACAGCGACAGUUCAAUUGAUGACGACGACCGCACGAUGGAAGAACUUAUGGCGAAGAAGCAGCAUCCCCAGCGACUGCAUCCGGAAAUGUGGUUCAAUGACCCUGGGGAAAUGAAUGACGGACCUCUGUGUCGAUGUAGCGCCAAGUCAAGACGCUCGGGAAUCCGUCAUGGAAUUUAUGCUGGCGAAGGAACGGUUUAUAAAUGUGACUUAGAUACAAAUAAUGCUGAUAAAUUGUAUCAUUAUCGUAUAACGAUAAGCCCGCCGACAAAUUUUUUAACAAAGACACCAACGAUUAUCAAACAUGACGAGCAUGAAUUUAUUUUCGAAGGGUUUUCUAUGCUAUCACAUUUUCCACUUGUUAAAUUACCUACUUGUAAGGUAAUUAGAUUUAAUAUCGAGUAUACUAUUUUGUAUAUCGAAGAAAAACUGCCAGAAAAUUUUACAAUUCUCGAAUUGGAUUAUUUUCAAGAAUACCUUUUCAAAGAAAUCUUAGAGCUUGUAGACUUCGAUUUACAUUCCGCACAAAAUAAUUCUGGCUGUGGACAGUUUCAUUUUAUGCCGAGAUUCGUUCGUGAUUUGCCGGACAAAGGUCAAGAAAUUUUGUCUAUGAACGAAGUGUUGAAUUAUUUAAUUAAAAGCAGCAGCUGCUUAAUUGACGUUGAAGAGCUGGAUCGUCUGAUAGCUAUGCCGCAGUACGAGUGGCAAAAUUACGCGGAUCAAGUCAAAGGGAUGGUCGUGACUUAUCCUGGUAAGAAGCCAUGCAGUGUAAGAGUCGAUCAACUGGACAGAACUCAAGGUGAUCAGCCACCGGGAAUAACAGCGUAUCCGGAGAUUGUCCACUUUGGAAUACGUCCGCCGCAGUUGAGUUACGCGGGCAACGCUGAUUACCAGAAAGCUUGGAGAGAUUACGUCAAGUUCCGUCAUCUACUUGCCAAUAUGCCGAAGCCUUCUUUUGAGGACAAGAGAAAACUGGAAGCUAAAGAAAAUCGGCUGCAGGAGCUCCGCACUCAGAGCAAAAUGAAGCGAGACGUUACCGUUGACGUGAGUUCCGAGGGAUUUUAUCGAACUGGAAUAAUGUGUGAUAUCGUUCAACAUGCGAUGUUGAUUCCUGUACUAGUCUGUCACUUGAGGUUCCAUAAAUCGCUGGACCAACUGGAAGAAACAUUGGAGUAUAAAUUUAAAAAUCGUUACUUACUCCAGCUGGCACUUACGCAUCCCAGUUACCGAGAGAACUUUGGAACCAACCCAGAUCACGCGCGCAACUCGUUAACCAACUGUGGAAUCAGUCAGCCGGAGUAUGGAGAUCGUAGGAUUCAUUACAUGAACACAAGGAAGCGAGGAAUAAAUACUCUUAUCAAUAUCAUGUCGAGAUUUGGUGCCAGAAGAGAAACAGAAUCUUCUAUUGCUCACAAUGAGAGACUGGAGUUUCUCGGUGACGCUGUCGUUGAGUUUCUCACUUCGAUUCAUUUAUUCCACAUGUUCCCUGACCUUGAGGAAGGAGGGCUGGCUACUUACAGAGCGGCGAUUGUACAGAACCAGCAUCUCGCCGUUCUGGCCAAGAAACUUAAUUUAGAGCAGUACAUGCUCUACGCCCACGGAAGUGAUCUCUGCCACGACUUGGAGCUGAGACACGCGAUGGCCAAUUGCUUUGAAGCUCUCAUGGGCUCUUUGUUCCUAGACGGGGGUAUUUCUGUAGCUGACAGAGUCUUUGGAGAAACUCUAUUCCAAGAGGAAGACAGUCUGGCAUCAGUCUGGGUCAACUAUCCGAAGCACCCGCUCCAAGAACAAGAACCGACAGGUGAUCGCCAGUGGAUUCCGAGCUUCGAGUUGCUGCAAAAGUUGACCAAAUUCGAAGAAUCUAUUGGGGUUGAAUUCAAACACGUUAGAUUGCUAGCAAGAGCUUUUACUGACAGAAGUAUUGGGUACACAAAUUUGACACUUGGGUCAAAUCAACGUCUAGAAUUUUUGGGAGAUACUGUACUGCAGUUAAUUGUGUCUGAGUAUCUUUAUAAAUAUUUUCCAGAGCAUCAUGAAGGUCAUCUGUCGUUGCUUCGUAGUUCAUUGGUAAAUAACAAGACUCAGGCUGUUGUCUGCGAUGAUUUAGGCAUGACCCAGUACGCACUGUACGGUAACCCCAAAGCAGAACUUAAAACAAAAGAUCGUGCUGACUUGCUGGAAGCAUUUCUUGGUGCUCUUUAUGUUGACAAAGGUUUGGAAUUCUGUCAUAUUUUUUGUAACGUCUGUUUCUUCCCAAGACUACAGAGUUUCAUAAUGAAUCAAGACUGGAACGACCCGAAGAGUAAAUUGCAGCAGUGCUGCUUGACUCUGAGGACUAUGGACGGUGGAGAGCCAGACAUUCCGGUUUACAAAGUUAUCGAGUGCAAAGGUCCGACCAACACUCGUGUCUACACAGUCGCUGUUUACUUCCAAAGUAAACGACUCGCGAAAGCUUCUGGUCACAGUAUCCAAGAAGCGGAAAUGAAUGCUGCCAAAGAAGCUCUCGAAAAAUCUCAGGAUCUCUUCCCCCAGUUGGACCAUCAGAAGCGAGUUAUUGCCAAGUCCAUGAAGAUGCAGCAGUGGCCUAAACCUAAGCUGACCAUCUCGGAAAAAUCAGAUGACUCAGACUCCGCGCAGCAGAGAAGGCGCGGAAGAAGCAGCAGAAGAAGUCCAAGUCGGGACAAUGAUUCUGAUGAUAGUUAACUUUGAUCUUUUUUUUUUUAUUAUUGUUA